GAACUACAUCAGACAAACUAUGGAGGUUGCUUUGUUUGUAGCUUUUCUGGUGUCUUCUGUUAUUGCAGCAGAAAAAGACCCCAGUCUUCUCAGGCUUAGUGACAAAAAAGCUGUUGAGGCCUUCAUAGACUCUGCUGAAGUGGUGGUCAUCGGAUUCCUGGAGAGUGAGGAAAGUCGUGGUUAUAAGGAACUCCUGGCAGCUUCAAAUCGAGUCAGCUCCGUUCCUGCAGCUAUUUGCUCCGUGAAGGAGGUGUGGGCCGACUACAGCGUCUCUUCUGACACCAUCAUCCUCUUCAGAAAAGCCGAUGACCAUCAGGAGAACCUUGUUGUUUCUCGGACAAAGAAGUUAGACUCGGAUGGACUUGUGAAGUUCAUCAACACCAACGAACUUCGAUACAUCACAGAGUACAACCAAGUGACUGCGGUGGGUCUGUUCAAUUCAGAGGUGAAGUCACACCUCGUGCUCUUUGCCCACAGCGGGAGUAAAGAAUAUGUUGAGCUCCAGGAGAGACUGGCAGCUCUGGCCCCAGAAUUCACAGGAAAGUUUUUAUUUGUGCUGAUCAAUGGAGCUGUAAAGUCCAACUUAAAGUCCAUGAACUACUUUGGCCUCAAGUCCAAGGACCUGCCUCGAGUCGGGCUCUAUGACGGAAAUUCAGACAUGAAGUGGCUCCUACCUGAAGGAGAAAUCACCACCGAGCGUGUGCGCGACUUCUGUCACUCCUUCCUACGAGGAGAUUUAAAGGAUGUGCGGCAGGCUGGAGAAGAGCCCAAAACAGAACUCUAACUCUCAUGAAACACGUGGAA
Messenger RNA from Nematolebias whitei (Rio pearlfish), 804 nucleotides. Its product is annotated as endoplasmic reticulum resident protein 27. The transcript has 7 exons. Gene Ontology annotation, cellular component: endoplasmic reticulum. The record is from RefSeq and is a predicted model, not a curated record. Gene Ontology annotation, biological process: response to endoplasmic reticulum stress; protein folding. Bases 20 to 784 code for a protein of 254 amino acids. NCBI's taxonomy places the organism in Eukaryota, Metazoa, Chordata, Actinopteri, Cyprinodontiformes, Rivulidae.